Tripterygium wilfordii is the source of this 3221-nucleotide messenger RNA. RefSeq lists its product as uncharacterized. Gene Ontology annotation, biological process: positive regulation of transcription by RNA polymerase II. The record is from RefSeq and is a predicted model, not a curated record. The transcript has 13 exons. Gene Ontology annotation, molecular function: histone H3K4 methyltransferase activity; transcription coactivator activity; histone binding. Bases 123 to 2759 code for a protein of 878 amino acids. Gene Ontology annotation, cellular component: MLL3/4 complex. NCBI's taxonomy places the organism in Eukaryota, Viridiplantae, Streptophyta, Magnoliopsida, Celastrales, Celastraceae.
AGCCGUAAUUUCACUAAUUUAUAAUUUUUUUUAUUUUUAAUUAGAGAGUGGGUGUGGUGUGGUGUGGGACGCUCUCUAAUUCUCCGCAAAUUCUUUUUUCAAAAUCCCAAAAUCUCUUCACUAUGGCAUUUCACGUAGCUUGCCCAAUUACAUGUCGCCGAAUCUGCUAUUGCACGCUAGGGUUUCCGCGAGAUCUCCACGGGGCGAAGGGAAAGACAGGCUUCUUGGACGAGGUUUCGAGAAUCGAGGAGUUUUUGAGGGAUCCUUGGGGAAUUAGGGCUUUGAGGGAAGGUACUGUUCAGGUCUCGGUCCCUAAGGUUGCGCCAGUUGUCGUGCCUGCUGCUCCAGCGGCUCCGGUUGGUAUUUUGGAUGGAGGUGGUGGAGGGGGCGAUGUUGGAGAUGAGGCAGGGUCGGUGCAGCACAAGCGUGUGGCAUUGCAGAGGAGAGCUGCCGCCACAAUGGUGGCCGCCGAGGAUUAUGCCAGGCGGUUUGAGGCUGGUGAUGUUGCGGUUUCCUCAAAAGAUACUGCUGGGAUUGAGCAGAGCCACUCUAGCAUCAACGUGAUGUGUCGGAUAUGCUUCUUGGGGGAAACUGAAGGAAGUGAAAGGGCAAAGAAGAUGCUUUCAUGCACAAGUUGUAGCAAGAAGUACCAUAGAAGCUGCUUGAGAGCUUGGGGGCAAAAUAGAGAUUUAUUUCACUGGAGUUCAUGGACCUGCCCGUCAUGCCGAAUUUGCGAGGUAUGCCGCAGAACUGGAGAUCCAAAUAAGUUUGUGUUCUGCAAAAGGUGUGAUGGUGCCUACCAUUGUUAUUGCCAGCAUCCUCCACACAAGAAUGUGAGUUCUGGACCCUAUUUGUGCCCAAAACAUACAAGGUGUAACAGCUGUGGAUCCACUGUACCGGGGAAUGGGUUAAGUGUGAGGUGGUUUUUGGGGUACACUUGCUGCGAUGCUUGUGGAAGACUCUUUGUGAAAGGAAACUAUUGCCCUGUUUGUUUGAAGGUUUAUAGAGAUUCAGAAUCAACACCAAUGGUCUGCUGUGAUGUUUGUGAGCGAUGGGUGCAUUGCCACUGUGAUGGCAUCAGUGAUGAGAAAUAUUUGCAGUUUCAAGUGGAUGGAAAUCUCCAGUACAAAUGUGCUACAUGUCGUGGGGAGUGCUAUCAGGUUAAGGAUCUUGAGGAUGCUGUUCAAGAGCUUUGGAGGAGAAGAGAUAUAUCAGAUCGAGAUUUGAUUGCUAGCUUGAGGGCUUCUGCCGGGUUGCCGACUCAAGAGGAAAUAUUUUCUAUUUCUCCUUAUUCAGAUGAUGAAGACAAUGGUCCUGCUCCGCUGAAGAACGAAUUUGGCCGUUCGAUAAAGGUAUCUCUUAAAGGAUUGGUUGAUAAGUCGCCUAAGAAGAAUAAGGAAUAUGGGAAGAAAUCAAAUAAAAUGUCUGCCAAGAGAAAAGGUUAUGAGGAAUCUUUAGUAAAUAAAAUGGAGCCACACCAGAGAUUUAGAGGACAGAAUGAUACCCAUUCUUUUAGACAUAGUAUGGAUGAUGAUAAGAACAACAAUGUGCAGUCUCACCAAAGUGGACCAGAUGUACGUUCUUCUCCCAUUGCUGGCAUAGCAAGCCGCUCUGAAGGAAUCUGCAUCAAUCAGCCAGUGGUUUUGAAACAGAAAUUUGUUGAUGAGGUGAUGGUGAAUGAUGAGGAUAGGACAUCCAGAAUUGUCAAGAUCAAGAGCAACAAACCUCUCAGUACAGAAACUGAGGAUGAUGCUGGAAGACUUGAUGGAGAGUCAAAGACUGUGAAGACAAAGAAAUUAGUUAUAAAUCUCGGUCCCCGGAAGAUUAAUGUAACUAACUCUCCAAGGUCUGAUGCUUCAAGUUGUCAUAGAGAACAAGAUUUAGUGAUCGUCAAUGGCAGCGAAGAUACAGGCCACCAGAGAAUGAAUGAGAAGUUUCUGGUGGAUAGACAUGAAGGCACUACUAAGUUUGGCAAUGGAGACAAGAUUGAUAACUCUGGACAAGUUAAACGUUUGAAGUUUGCUGGUAGAGAAGGGAAUUUGAUAAAAUUUGGAAAAUUAAGGUCUGAAGGAUCUGAUUUGAACCCCAAAUCUGGCAGAGGGAUUGGUGGUGAUGGAUAUGAAGCAAAUUCCUCAGAGCACAAACAUACUUCAUUAGCGAAAAGAAGCAUUGAAGUUAGUAGGGCUGCAGUUGUGCAUGGAGCUGAAUCUGCCACAUUAAGAAGUGACAAGGCGUUCACUGGGAAGCACUAUGAGCGCAGGCCUGACAGACAUGUUGAAAGCAAUGAGGAUCUUGGUGAUACAACUGUUUCACAUGCUUUGCCUAAAGAUCCCAAACCUUUGCUGAGGUUCAAAUUUAAGAAACCUAGUCUGGAAAAUCAAAAUUCUUGGACUUCUAAUGCCGAGGAAGAAAAGAGCUUGAUAAAGGGCCAACGAUCAAAACGAAAGAGACCAUCGCCUUCUGUGGAUAAAGCUUCAGUUAAUAUAGACGAAGAUGUUCAGCAAUUGCAUCCGGGCAGUCUAAUGGAUGAGAUGAUGGAUGCUAAUUGGAUAUUACAAAAGUUGGGCCUGGAUGCAAUCGGAAAAAGAGUGGAGGUUAAUCAACGGUCUGAUAAUUCAUGGCAUAAGGGAACUGUCACAGACAGCAUUGAAGGCACAUCGAUAUCUGUUACUCUUGAUGAUGGUAGAGUGAAGACUCUGGAACUGGGGAAGCAAGGGGUUCGCUUUGUUCCUCAAAAGCAGAAGAGGUCAAAAGCAUGAAGACUGGACGAAGGUUGUGAGGGUGGGGGCUUAACCUCUUUUGGAGACUUUCUUCCGUAGUUGAGGUGAAGGACUGAAGGUAGAUCUCCAUUCGCCAAGGGCAGACAACAUUCAAGUCCUACUUUCUGGUGUUAUAGCUGUUGAUAUCUCAUUUUGUUGAGGCAAUCAAUAUUCUCCUCUGAAUUUUCUUUCCUUCACACCUUCCCCGCUUUUAUUCCAAUACAACUUUGACUCAGAACCGUGGCUCCCUUGUCAUGCCCCUUUUAAGUUCCAGUCUGUUGUAGCUGAAAAAUGUUAAUUUUAUGCCCUUGGCUUGUUAAUGAGUAGGCAGAAGACCUUUAUUAGCAAUCUGGCCAGUUACUGAAAUCCCUCACAUCGAGGAGAUUUGACUGAUCUUGUUUCUAUUACAAAAGCUUGAUUGAAGCACUGAGAAGUUUAUUGAAGUUCUGUUAUUGAUCUAUU